UUUUGUGAGGAAAUUUUGUAUCAUGGCCGAUGUCUGGCCAAGUCACCGUUUUUGCGAUUUCUAAUUAUUAUAUACAAUUUUUUCCUAAUUUAUAAACUAUUUGUUUAAAUUUAAAUCAUUCAAAAUGGAAAACUUUCUCCCCAGCAUGUGGAAAGUUCGGGAGUUAGCUGAUAAAGUCACGAACGUGGUGAUGAAUUAUACAGAAGUUGAAGCAAAGGUUCGAGAAGCCACUAAUGAAGAACCUUGGGGGCCCACUGGUCAAAUUAUGCAAGAAUUAGCUCAUUCCACUUUCACAUACGAACAUUUUCCUGAAGUUAUGUCGAUGCUUUGGAAGAGGAUGCUUCAAGACAACAAACAGCACUGGAGGAGAACAUACAAGUCUUUACUAGUGUUGAAUUAUCUAAUUAAAAACGGUUCGGAAAGGGUAGUUACAUCUGCUAGAGAACAUAUCUAUGAUUUAAGAUCAUUAGAAAACUACACUUUCAUAGAUGACAUAGGGAAAGAUCAAGGAGUUAAUAUUAGGCAUAAAGUGAAGGAACUCAUCGAAUUUGUUCAAGAUGAUGAUCGUUUGAGAGAGGAAAGGAAAAAGGCUAAGAAAAAUAAGGAUAAAUUUAUUGGUAUGAGUUCAGACACAUUUGGAAACAGAUUUGGUACAGGGGGACGUGAUACUUGGGAAGACCGAUUGACCUACGGCGGCAGAGAAACGAGAGAAGACGAUUGGGACGACACGUCAAAUUCCGCCAAUCGUUAUAGAGAUAAAUCGUUCGACGAAGAAUACGAAGUGGACAAGGAGGACAGCGAUACGGAGACAAGAAACAACGGUCAAAAUAAUAGUAUUAAAAAAUUCCAAGACGCCGAUAUUCCCGCCAGUCCUAGUCAUGUGAUGGACAAACGCGUCAACAUUAAUAUUAACACUUCGUUAAAUAGUUCUCCCAAAAAAGUAAACAAACAGUUGAAGAAAGUCGAUUUAGGUGCUGCAGCUAAUUUCGGAAGAGGCGCUAGUCAGAGCCCUGUACCGCCCGCAGGCAAUGAUUUAUUAAGCGACGACUUUGAUCCAAGAGCCUCCGAACCCCAGCUAGAAACGAAAGCCUCCUCCAACGAAUUCGGCGAUUUCGAGACGGCUUUCGGCAAUCCCUCGGAUACGAUUCAAGAAAAAGAGGACAAUUUCGCCGACUUCAGCUCAGCCUUUUCGCCCAAUUCCGCUCCAGAUACCGCAUCACAAUACUCAGCUAUUCCCAAUUUGAUUCCGCCCCCGAAUAUGCUCGCCAACAAUCCCCUUACCCCUUCUAAUAACGUCGGCGGUGCUGUUGCUGCUCCGGAAAUUGGUGGCCUGUUUGCUACGGUGCAGAAGACCAACAGCGAUCUGUUGGGCGAUUUGGAUUUCGGAUCGUUAAAUAUACAACCUCAACCUGUUGCUCCUAAUAAUAAUUUUGGGUUGAUAGGUAAUUCAAAUGCCGAUUUUAUGAGUUCAGGUCCCGUAUUGACGCCGACUUCUGUACAACUACUCCAACCAAUGUCUUCCACAUCAAAUAACAAUACAGAAAAACCUACGUUGAAUAAGAACGUACCAGUUGGUAGUACAUGGAAAAAUUCCGGUAACAUCAAUAUCGAUUUGGACAAUUUAUUAACGAAUAAACCGAAAACAGAUUCUAGAACACAAAAUGACGUCAUUGUAUUUACAGGUCCUUCUCCUAGUAUGAACCAGUUGGCUAGCAAUCAGACGUCUCCCGUCAACCAACCUAGAUCGGUCUCGAAUGCAGGCAUGGUGUCUCCUGGUUUCGGGACGCAAUUGAAUUUCAACAAUGCCCAACAACAGAAUAAUCAAUUUUUCGCCGCGUUCAAAUGAUUAAGCCUUCGAAACUGAUUCAGUUUCGAGCCUCUCGUGCAAAACCCAUACAAUGAUCUCAGGCGGAAAUAUAGGAAACGAAUUCCGAUUCAGAAAUGUAUUUUAUUAGAUUUAAAAACGUCGAGGUCGACUGUCACAAACUUAUCUACCAGAAUAAACAUAUGUUGUGAAAACUAUAUCAAAAUAUCGUAGAACUGUUUUAAAUUCCAUACUUUGUUUUUUAUUAUUAUUAUUAUUAUUUCUACAUUUAGAUCAAGAUGCCAAACACAGAUGAGGUUGUUGUAAACUGCUGGAUUUCUAUCUACCAAACGAAUGCUCAAAUGUUUUUUGUGUGUGUUUAAAAAAAGCCACUCCAUCAUCAUUACCAUUCAACGAUUUCGUAGAAAUUAAUCGUAUCAUCAAAUAUCAUUAUCGAAUCGAGUGCUGAAAGUAUUGAAUUUAGAAUUUUGUUUGAUUCGAUAUAAGUUUUAAAUGCAUUCUAUUUUAAGCGAGAAAUUAUUUUCGUAUCAUUUUAGCGAUAAGCCCCGCCUAUUUCAUAGUUGUCAUCAAUUUUGACAGCUGACGUGACGUUUCUGACACGUCAAACCUGUCGCCAUCUAUACUUCGUUUGGAGAAUAAGGAAUAGUGUAAGAAAACAAAAGGUAAUUUGUGCCUACCAAUCUUUUUUGGUCACUAUUAUAAAUUUUUAAAUCAUGAUUUGCUUAUAAAAUUAAAUUUCUAAGAACACAUUCCUUUUUCUUCGAAUAGAGCUUUCUUAAAAUCAAACUUAUGUCUUCCUACAGUUUUGAAAUGUCAUUAGAAGAUUCUGUAAACUAAACUAAAAGGCCGCGGCACCCAACAUCGUUUAGUGACUUUUGAAUAAGGAAAGCAAAUAAAACCGCGGCCAUCUUAAAAUAGGCGGGUAUUACCGUAUUCUCUUAUAUUUCUAAAACGAAAUAAUAUAGUUAAACGGCGAAUAAAAUUUCAGGGUAUCAUAUAUUAUACAUUUCAUGCGCAUUUAAUAAUUUUUAAUAAUAAUUAUUGUGUUUAUAUGACAAUUAAGGCUGUUUAUUAGCGAAAUGGAGGACUAAAUACUUGUUAUCUAACUUCAAAGAUGAAAAUGUUUAUUAAAAUACGAAUUUUCAAACUCUUGCAGUAGAAAUGUAUUCCUCGAAUAUUGAAACAACAUUCCAUCGUGUCAUAUAAACAUUUCCGGGCAGCUGGACAUUGAUACUAAUUUUGUAUGGGUUUAGCUUCAAAUUAUAUAAAAAAAAAAUCAAUCUAGUAGAAAAUUUUAAUUAUAUAAGAUCCAAAGAUAUAUUAUUUCAAAAUUUGCACUGAGAUUAGCCAAAUUAUCUUGCUUUUAAUUAGUUGUUUUUGGUUUUUAAGUAAAAUUAUAAACACUUUCUUCCCAUAUUCUAAACUAAAUAGCACAAUUUUGAGUUUGAUUCUUUUAAAAUUUUAUAGUGGUGCAAUAAGUCUUAUUGGAUUUGUUAGUAGCAGUUAAUACCGUAAAUUAUUUAUCAAUGUUUUUCACAGUUUUUCCUAAAACAGCAUUUCUUCGAUAUUUAUAGUAAUGUGAUAAAAAAAAUAACUGCAUAAUUUCCAAUGUUUUCCAUAGUUUUUCCAAAAACAGCAAUUUUCCGAAAAUUAUAUUUCUAUGUGAGGUUUUGUUUUUAUUUUUUAAUGUUAAACUAUUAUAUAAUAAUUAAAAAAAACAUACAUUUCUACUAAAGUACAUAAAAAUAUCCAAAUUUUAAAGGAAAAAAAUAACUGUAUAAUUUCCAUAGUUUUCCCAAAAAUAGCAAUUACCCGAGAUUUAUUAUAAUAAUCUAUAAACAUAAACUUCUAUUAAAGUACAGAAUAUCCAAAUUUUAGAGAACAGCAAAUUAACUGCAUAUUUCCAAUGUUUUCCAUAGUUUUUCCAAAAAUACCCAUUCUUCCGAGAACAAAAUUUUUUUUUUUUUUUUAUUUAAUCCAUAAUACUAACAAAUAUUAACUUAUUUUACUAAAUGUCCAAAUUUUAAAAGAAACGUGAAAUCCAUUUUAAUUUCGUUUGUCAUAUGGGAAGAACCAGAUUAAAACAAUUUUUUUGCACAUAUAUUUUGUAUUAUUUUGUAUAAAGUCUAAACAAUGCUCAUUGCUGGGUGCUGGGAUAUUAUUUAACACUGUUGAUAAUUUUAAUUAGUGUUAAUUAAUUUUGUGUUAUCCUCUAUUUAUUUUAAGUAUUAGUUUCGUUUCAAAAGUUGUUGGUUUCCAUUUUGCAAAAAAAAAUGUUAUUAAUGUUCUUUUAGUAAGAACGAUGUGCUAGUUAAAAUUGUUGAGAAAUGGAAAUAAUAAGCUAUUGAAAUGAAAUAAAUUAUAAAGAUGAAAUCCAAGUGUAAGUAGGAAAUUAAAGAAAUUCCUGGAUCUUCCUUACUUAUAAGUUUUUCACUUGAAAAUACAAGAUAAGAGCAAUAUUUGAUUGUUAUUCAUUUUUCUUAUAAAGAAUAAAAAAAUUCUAAGCAUGUUUUUUUUUAUUUUAAUUUUGUUAAAACUUUAUUCCAAAGAUGAUGAUAAUAUUUAAACCAUUGUGCCUUAGGUAGGUCGUAGUAAAAAUUACAUGUCUUGACAAGCAGACGUUGUAUUGUGAAUGUAUAAAUUCAUUUUCAUUCCGCUCAUUUAUUGUAGGUCUUUGGAAAAUAAAUUGUUCUGAA
Psylliodes chrysocephalus is the source of this 4521-nucleotide messenger RNA. NCBI's taxonomy places the organism in Eukaryota, Metazoa, Arthropoda, Insecta, Coleoptera, Chrysomelidae. The record is from the annotation of a GenBank genome assembly.